Molecule: messenger RNA, 1044 nt
Organism: Saccostrea cuccullata (small rock oyster)
Lineage: Eukaryota; Metazoa; Mollusca; Bivalvia; Ostreida; Ostreidae
Product: cation-dependent mannose-6-phosphate receptor-like
Exons: 5
Coding region: 93-647 (184 amino acids)
Biological process (GO): protein targeting to lysosome
Cellular component (GO): trans-Golgi network; endosome; Golgi apparatus
Molecular function (GO): protein domain specific binding
Source: RefSeq, a predicted model, not a curated record
UGUUUGACGUGUUACUGUUGAGUGCCAAGUAUCUCAACAUUUUGAGAGAGAAAAUACAAAGAAGGAGGUAGAAUAGAAGUACACAGAGGAACAUGGCCAUCACAGACUGUGUAUGGAUUUUGUUGAUGAUUACUGUCCAUUUGGUCGAUGUCUCACUCUCGGACUGUAAAUUUCCCGUACACAAAACAGACCGAGAUCUGCAGAAACGCAUACAACCACUAGUGGGAAAAACCUUCAGUGGCAAAGAUGCAUCACAAGAAUAUGAAUAUUUCUUCGGUGUGUGUACUGAAGCUUUAAAUACAUUACCCGGUGGUGAAACAUAUGGGCUCUUACAACAAGCCACGGACACAAAAUGGUUUCAUAAAAUAGGAAAAUAUACAAACGCAACAAUCAUAUCAGGAAGUGAUUGGAUGAUCUUGGAGUACCUGGAUGGGGAGAGGUAUCAUUCACACUGUAAUUCCGAGCCUCGUAGGGGGCGCGUCUUGUUAAAAUGUGAUCGUAAUGUUCGUGUAGGGGAGGAGGAUCUGAUUGUUUUAGAGGAAGAGAACAACAAAACUCAGGAUUGUUUCUAUUUAUUUGAGAUGAAAACCAGCGUGGUGUGCCCCAAAGAACAUGACAUGGAUUCCAUAACAAUUUACAACAUAUGAUGAAUAUGGACAGUACUUGAACACCACUUAUAGCUUAGUUCUUGGAAGCCAUUCAUAUUUUUUUCUAUAAACAAUAUUGCCGAAAAAAAAUUCCCACAAUAUGGUGUCAGACUCGAACAGCAAUCAACAAUACUCUUGUACCACGAUUUCAAAUGUUUGUGGAGAAUCAUAUUGAAUUUGAAUAAGAAAAAACUAUGCUGCUGAAUUUGUAUUUAUUUGUAUUUAUUCAUAAUCUUUUUUUAUAAUUAUCAUUUUAUAAUUUAUAUGUUCUUUUAGAAUCUCGUUUAAUGUGUUUGUCUUUCAUUCUAAGAAAAAAAAUGAACUCAUGUUUUUUAUGUGCCAAUCUUAUGUUUUAUGUGCCAUUUCCUGAAUAAACAAACAAAUAUAUGCUUUCAUA